This is a messenger RNA of Chelmon rostratus (copperband butterflyfish), 1699 nucleotides long. It is a transcript of the gene calua, whose product is annotated as calumenin a. The record is from RefSeq and is a predicted model, not a curated record. The transcript is spliced from 7 exons. NCBI's taxonomy places the organism in Eukaryota, Metazoa, Chordata, Actinopteri, Chaetodontiformes, Chaetodontidae. Bases 133 to 1074 code for a protein of 313 amino acids. Gene Ontology annotation, cellular component: endoplasmic reticulum. Gene Ontology annotation, molecular function: calcium ion binding.
CCGCGGCAGGACGGAAACCGUCGUGCGGGUCCAGAGUGUGUGAAUGUGGACGAAGAGGAGAGAGAGCGACGCCGACAGACGGUAAAAGGUUGAUUCCAGGUGAAGCGUCCAGGUGCACGAACAACUUACAAGAUGAUCCGUCCUUUGCUGAUGUGUUUCAUCCUCUGCGUCGUCUAUGGCAGCAGUAAACCGACAGAGAGGAAGGGUCGAGUUCAUAACGAAGAACCUCUCAGCCACCUUGAACACGACGACAACAAAAACUAUGAGUAUGACCACGAAGCUUUUCUGGGUCAAGAUGAGGCGAAAACCUUCGAUCACCUCCCACCAGGAGAGAGCAAACGGAGGCUCGGCAUCAUCGUGGACAGAAUCGAUAGUAACAAAGAUGGUUUUAUCUCUGAGGACGAGCUGAAGGUUUGGAUCAAGAACGCUCAGAAGAAACACAUUUACAACAGCGUCGAGCAUCAGUGGAAAGACUUCGAUCUGAACAGUGAUGGCCUCAUCAGCUGGGAAGAGUACAAGAACGUCACAUACGGGACUUAUCUGGAGAGUCCUCAGAUGGACUCAGAGUAUAACUACAGUCACAUGAUGUCGAGGGACGAGAGACGUUUCAGAGUCGCAGACAGAAAUGGAGACCUGAUCGCUGACAAACAAGAGUUCACAGCUUUUCUUCAUCCUGAAGAUCAUGAACACAUGAAGGACAUUGUGGUGCAGGAAACAAUAGAAGACAUUGACAAGAACGGAGACGGUUUCAUCGACCUGCAGGAGUACAUCGGUGACAUGUACACCUCAGAGGAUAAUGAAGAACCAGAGUGGGUGGCCACUGAACGUCAGCAGUUUUCUGAGUUCAGAGACAAAAACAAUGAUGGAAAGAUGGACAAAGAGGAAACUCUUGACUGGAUUCUUCCAUCAGAUUAUGACCACGCUGAAGCUGAAGCCAAACAUCUACUGCAUGAGUCCGACGCCAACCAGGAUGGAAUACUCACCAAAAAGGAAAUCCUUGACAAAUACGACAUGUUUGUUGGAAGUCAGGUGACAGACUUCGGUGAGGCUUUACUACGACAUGACGAAUUCUAGAGACUUCGUAGAUUUUAGAUAAAAGCGUGAUUUGAUUCUUGUUUUUAAAAAUUAUUUAUUUGGUCAAACUACAGAAGAGAAAAGUUUUUAUAAAGUUUGUGUGUUUGUAUUUGGACUGUUUAGACGAUGGUUUUUUAGUGGUCAGUUUGACCUUUUAAUCAUAGUUCACUCCUUUUAUUUCUUUAUAUUCCAUCCUUUUUGGUUUUUCCUUUGUCCUGGUUGAUGAUACAAACUGAUUGAAGUGUUUUUAUUUUUCUGGUCAGUGUGCUGACCUCUGCCCUCUUCGUGCCUCAUCAUUUUUAUCUGUAAACUUUCUGCUUUCAUAUUUGUUUGUCAUUUCUGUUGAUGCUGAUUUCUGAUCACAACACUUGUGUUUUUUGGAAAGCAUAAACUUUAGGACAGUUCAGAACAGGAAAAUGUUAAUGAUAGAAUAAAAUCAGAGGAGCUGGAAAUGUCAUGAAGUGAUGAAUGUUACUGUUAAAUUUUCUAUCACUGUGAAACUAAUUUGCACCAGUUUGUCUUGAAUUUGAAGACAGAAAGUCAGUGAUUCAUUUGGACUUGAUGCUGGACUUUGACUUUCAUAUCCUCUGUAUCAAUAAAAAUAUAAAAUGCUUUUGUUUGUUUU